Messenger RNA from Cladocopium goreaui, 2136 nucleotides. Lineage: Eukaryota; Dinophyceae; Suessiales; Symbiodiniaceae. The record is from the annotation of a GenBank genome assembly.
AUGUCGGAUGAAAAGGUUUGGAAAAGAUGGUGCCGGACGUUCCACUGGCUCCGAGGCACACCAAAAAGAUCCAGAUGUUCAUUGUGUCCCGGCUUUCAGAGCAAGGUCUGGAAGAAGAGCCAACUGAUCCAACAUGAGAGAAGUAAAGUGCAUUCAACUUCAGCUGGGCGAUGUUGCUGUCCAGAUGCCGAAGCCUUUCGCCAAAUGUUUGAUGAGAGGAACAAUGGCACCUCUCUCCGAAAAUCCAAGCAUGGUCUGUCCAAGUCAGUGAAGCUAAUGUGGGUUUCAAAUGAAGCCAUCAAGGAGAUUGUCAAAGCAAGGGUUCAGCGAUGCCUGACGGCGAGUCUGUCGCAAGAUGGGCAGGGCAGUUCUUUGGGAGUCAGAAUGACUGUGGUCAGCUUUGCAAAGGGUCAUGAGCUUAGAGAAUCAUGCGAUGCUGAACGACUCAUCACUACCAAUUCUCCCCUGGCGUUUCUGAAGAGCGAGCUAAGUGGGUCUCACAAUCUGGCAAAGGCAUCUCGCAAAGCAUCCCGGCGUUUCUUCACAAAGAGAUUGUGUCCACCUCAUGGAUGGAUUGGGAUGAAGCCACUGCUGGAAAAGUCCUUGUUGAAAAAGUACAAUGAUUCAGAGUUUCUUGGAUCUGAUGCAGCUCCAGACGAAUUGAAAACCUUGCGUUUAAACACGCAACUGCAAUGGUUCCGAAAUGCCCGAAUAAGGGUGAGGGAUGCAGCGCAUGCUGCCGGACGGAUCUACGCAAGGAGAACAACGCCCAAGCCCAAGAAGAAUGCUGAGUCGUUUCUGCUUUCCAUCAAUGAGGAAGCCAUACUUCAAAUGGCGAUGAUGUGUGACGCAGCACAAGAGGAGCUUGACUUGAUCCGGUUCUGUGACAAGAACACCGUGGACGUGUCUCAAAUGCGAGCUGCAAUGGAUGGUUUCAUGAACCGAAUCAACACCUUGUUUCUCAAACAGAAAGCUCUUCAGGUUCAAUCCUACACACGACAUGCUAUGGUAUGGCUACGAAAAGAAACUGUGAUUCGAGUUGGCCAACACUUUCGAUCACUGGGAGGUGAUGGCACAUUGCCCCCACAGGUGGUAGCUGAAUGUUUCAGCCGGAUGUCCCAAUGGGUCUCCUUGGCGGAGGAGACCCUGAAGGCAGAAUGGCCCAGCUUCGAAGCGAUUCAAGCGUUCAGCGUGUUUCAAUUGACACCAAGACUUGAGACGGCAGUCGUCAAGCGGGACCUGGGCAAGAUAUCCCAAGUCUUCCAGGAGAAGCACAAUCUCCCAGCUUUGGUGAAAAGUUUUGCGGACUGUGAAUACACAGCCGCGAAGAGAAGACAGCGCAUUGCUGAUGAUGAAGACUUCCCCGACCUCAAAGCAUGGGUAAGCACUUUGCAGGGUCGACAAGCUGCUGACAAUCCUGAGUUAGUGAAAUGCCUGGCAAGGGCUUUGUGUCUUUCGCAAGCAUCCACUUCAGCAUGUGAACGUGAUUUUGGAAACAUCCUGGGAACCUUUCGAAAGAGGGGUGCAAACCCAUUGCUGAAGGAGAUGCACGUUCGCAUCACAUCGUUCUUGAAGAUGGAGCCAGGUCAAUCUUCUGAGAUCAUCCGUCGAGCUCAGCAAAUUUGGAAGGAGGGCUUCAAUUCUGAGCGCAAGAGUGGCUCACAAAGAGGUGGAAAUUUUGUGUCAGGCACGGCAUUGGCAAGGAAACGCCAAGCUGCAGAUCCCAAUCAAAGCCAGAGUGCUUGGGUCAAGCGGCGACGGCUGGAGGUCGACCGAGUCACAUCUCUUUCCAGUGCUGGACAUCAAGAACAUGAGGACCCAAUUCUUUGCAAGGAGGCCAAGGACGCGAUCAAGAAGAUUCAAAAUGUAGUGACCAAGCGUCGCUUUGAAGCGCAACAGAUGGGCAUCUUGCAGAAGCAUGAGCCGACCUUCUUGUGGACCACCAAUACCGAUGUCAAAAAGGAUGUGGCCAUGAUGGGGGCUCACAUCGUGGAGAGCUGGCAAGAGGCAACUUGCCACGUGGUGGACAAUUUCGCUGCCCCUGGACAAAGGGUCUCCUGGGCUGCAAAGCUCAGCGGACAUUUGAUUGUCACGAAGGAUCUGGCCCAAGGGCCUUGGAUUCAGAAUCUUGUAUAA